Saccostrea echinata is the source of this 822-nucleotide messenger RNA. RefSeq names its product von Willebrand factor D and EGF domain-containing protein-like. NCBI's taxonomy places the organism in Eukaryota, Metazoa, Mollusca, Bivalvia, Ostreida, Ostreidae. The transcript is spliced from 6 exons. The record is from RefSeq and is a predicted model, not a curated record. Bases 58 to 822 code for a protein of 254 amino acids.
GGAUGGGAUAUAAAAUGUCCCAGAUCACGAUGCCCAGUAAGUCAAGCGGUGUUUGGUAUGUUCGAAUCUCACAGCUACAGGAAGCCAUGUUCGUACUUGAUUACCAUGAAUAAUUGGGACUCAGGCGUGGUGAUUCCGGUCAAGGCGGCAUCAGAUGGUCUUAAGGACCGAGACAAGGGCAGAAAUAUCCGAAUCUACUUACAGACUUCUAACAAGACAGAACUAAUAUCCACUGUACCAGUCACGAUUGUGGAUGGAGAUAAAAUCGCUGUAUGUUCUUCAAUUAAUGAUCCACACAUGACAACGUUUGACGGAAGAUAUUACGAUAACUAUUUGGAAGGAGAGUUUAUUCUAUACAGACAUAAAUCCUUGCCUUACGAGGUUCGAACAUACUACCGCAGAUGUAACAAUGUAGCCGCAUGUAACUGUGCAGUUGUUGUGCGAUCUGUGGAUGACGUCAUUCUUAUCGACGUCUGUGGACCUUCCAUGGGACAAUCGUCCAGACGCACGCCUCAUAAUCUGAAAAUGUACCUCAAUGGAGAUUUAACACCGGGGACAGAAAUCAUUAGAAUUGCUGGAGGAAAGUCGUAUGAAAUUAUAUUACCAACGGGAGCAAAAGUGAUUGUCAUGGAUGGUAGGCCAAUCUUGGGCAGACGAUUCUUAAACGUAAAAGUUGUAGCCUCAACAUUUGAUUUUAAUAAUACAGAAGGACUUUGUGGGACAUUUGAUGGUAACAGGGCAAACGAUUUCACGGAAAGGAAUGGGAACGUUUAUACUGGAGGAGGGCUUAAACCAAAUCAGUUUUCAUCAUCAUGGAGGUAA